This is a messenger RNA of Megachile rotundata (alfalfa leafcutting bee), 1944 nucleotides long. RefSeq lists its product as uncharacterized. Gene Ontology annotation, molecular function: RNA polymerase II cis-regulatory region sequence-specific DNA binding; DNA-binding transcription factor activity, RNA polymerase II-specific. The record is from RefSeq and is a predicted model, not a curated record. Lineage: Eukaryota; Metazoa; Arthropoda; Insecta; Hymenoptera; Megachilidae. Gene Ontology annotation, biological process: regulation of transcription by RNA polymerase II.
GCCAGCCGACCUGAGAAAGCUUCAUUGCGUUACCAGACGUUCAACGGUUUGCCUACCGUACGCCUUUUUUCACACGCGAGACAGCGUUUUCUCGUCUCUGGACGAGCCUCUUUCGCGAACGGAACAUUCUUUUUUAAUCCCAACGAAAAAUGGAUUCUAAUCAGACGCCACUUUCGCCACCAGCCUCGCCCCAAUUCAAACACAUGGAACCACUUCAGUCCUCGUUCACUGUCGCGGCAUUAUUGGCGGACAAGCUUCCGCAGAAAACGAUUGUCGAUAUAAACUCGAAAAAAGGAGACGAGGGAAAUGCACGACCCGGUUUACCUCCGACUCCGCAGCCUUCCGAUUCAGAGGAAGAUGAACCUCUUCGGAAACGGAAAUGCGUGGAACAAUGCGAAUUAGCGAAGCUACUGUUAGACGGCACACCACCUCCGAGUCCAGAACCAGCCCGUGUGUCGGUCAUCAUGCGUGCCAACCGGGACGGUACCUACAGUCCCGCCAACUUGACACCAAAGACCACAUCAAUGUACUCCCAAUCACCUCUAUCGGAGGUUCAACGAGUCUACGGUCCGUCAGAGCCGAUCACGCAGCGUAGCGUUCCAGAAUCGGAGAACAUCUUGAAGAGUCUAAAAUUCAAAAUGAGCCUACGGAAAGAAGAGAUCAUCGUGAACAACAAGAACACGGAUCGCGAAUCCGCCCAGCCAAAGCUACAUCCUCUAGCACCAAAGCCUGCGCCGAUCAUGGUAACCGGACUCCUCGGAUCCCCUUUGGUUCUUCCGCGAACUCCUCUCUUGUUAGUAACUGCACCUACAACCACCGCGACGUCCACUAUAUCUUCCCCGGAAGCCGCUACGCGACGACGCGUCUACGAAUGCGAGCAUCCAGGUUGUGGCAAGAACUAUUUCAAAUCGUCUCAUUUGAAAGCUCAUACGAGAACUCACACGGGAGAACGGCCCUUUUCGUGCCCUUACAAAGACUGCAGCAGACGAUUCUCGAGAAGCGACGAACUUUCGCGACACAAACGUACGCAUACCGGAGAGAAGAAGUUCGCUUGCACCGUUUGUCAGAGGAGAUUUAUGAGAAGCGACCAUUUGGCGAAACACGUGAAACGGCACGCCAGAGAUAGGUCCUCGUCGGUCAGUGGCAACGGAGUUCCAACUUCCGUUACCCAAGUCACGCCCGCGCCCUUGAGGGUAAGCUUGUUUCCGGUUAUAGCGCCACGACUAACGCAUCCCACUCAGCAGAUAAUUCCUCCGCAAUUGGCGGCUUAAAGUGAAAACCAUCCUGACCGUUGCGGAGAAAUUGCGCGAAAGUGAAAUUUUAAUCAAUGCAAUAAACACAGAGAUGUCCUCCGAAAAAGCUCGUGUAAAGAGGCGUCGUAAGCGUGAAAAUAUUGGCGGGAAAAAUAGCUGAUUCGAAAUGAACUACGAUAAGUUAGAAGUGAGCUCCCUCUUGCCUUCGUAACGUGUGUCGCAUUGUGAUUGUUCGAAACGAGUUAACCGGAUAAAGUACUUAAAAACAAAGAAAUAAAUAGUAGGAACUUUAAGGCACGAGGAGCGGUACGAUAAGUCAGGAAAACGAGGCUUUUUUUACCGUCCGUGAACCAAGUACCUAAGUGUGUCUGUGAUCUGUGAUGCAUAAGCGCGUUGAUCGAGAAAGAGUAUUUAUUUAAAAGUGCAAAGACGAUUUUUAUCAAUUAUACACACAUACAUAUAUAUAUACACAUAACGGCUAUGCAACAAUUCAACAGUUAUGCUGUUUUCAUUAUUGCCGACUAGUUAUACGUGUUAAUUAUAGAUCAUAUAAUGUGUAUAUACAUAUAUCGUGUCCGGUUUGAACUCAACUGCCGGACAACAUGACUUUACAUUGUAUAAAGAUAAGUUUCUAAGAUUUUUCUAUGCGAUGACAGAUUAAUUAAAUGACUUAUAUACUUUCGUAAAAUUA